CCUAGUAACUUGAAUGUAUCAGGUUCUUCUAUGACUUUGAAAUCAAUUAUGUCCAGGAGGUUUGCUCUUCUUGCUAUAAUUGUUAGUGGAACAAUUUUUGUUUUUUGGUUAUUAAUUCUUGCGGAAGAGGCUCUUUU
Molecule: messenger RNA, 137 nt
Organism: Dentiscutata erythropus
Lineage: Eukaryota; Fungi; Glomeromycota; Glomeromycetes; Diversisporales; Gigasporaceae
Source: the annotation of a GenBank genome assembly